Chinchilla lanigera (long-tailed chinchilla) is the source of this 1351-nucleotide messenger RNA. It is a transcript of the gene Adprm, whose product is annotated as ADP-ribose/CDP-alcohol diphosphatase, manganese-dependent. The record is from RefSeq and is a predicted model, not a curated record. The coding region runs from base 229 to 1254 and encodes 341 amino acids. Gene Ontology annotation, molecular function: 2',3'-cyclic-nucleotide 2'-phosphodiesterase activity; CDP-glycerol diphosphatase activity; ADP-ribose diphosphatase activity. Lineage: Eukaryota; Metazoa; Chordata; Mammalia; Rodentia; Chinchillidae. The transcript has 5 exons.
CGAUGAUGUUGUGAUCUCCUAGCGAGUUGUCAAGGAAGGCUGGCGGAGGACCGGGCGAGAGGGGCUUCAGAGCCAAAGAAACUAUUGGUUCAGUGAUUAUUGGACUGGAGCAUUAUAUAUAUAUAUAUAUAUAUAUAUAUUUUUCCUUCUUCUUCUUUCUGUCUCUCCCUCUGAUUUGUCCCAACGACCAAGUGUACCACUCUCUGACACAAAACCUCUUCAGAGGUGAUGGCUGAAAAGCCCGAUCCCGGGACCCUGAGAGACAGAUCAGAAUGGCUGUUCUCCUUUGGAGUCAUAGCGGAUAUUCAGUAUGCUGACUUAGAGGAUGGGUACAAUUUCCAAGGAAGCAGGCGGAGGUACUACAGACAAAGUCUUCUUCACCUCACGGGUGCUAUUGAAGAGUGGAAUAAAGAAAGCAGCAUGCCCUGCUGUGUGCUCCAACUCGGGGACAUCAUCGAUGGGUAUAAUGCGCGGUAUAAGACAUCAGAAAAGUCUCUGGAUCUUGUCAUGAACACAUUUCAGAUGCUUAAAGUCCCAGUUCAUCAUACGUGGGGAAACCAUGAAUUUUAUAACUUCAGUAGAGACUAUUUAACAAACUCUAAGCUUAACACAAAGUUUCUAGAAGACCGGAUUGUACAUCACCCCGAGACUGUGCCUUCGGAGAGUUACUAUGCUUAUCAUUUUGUACCAUUCCCUAAAUUCCGGUUCAUUUUACUUGAUGCUUAUGACUUGAGUGUCUUGGGUAUAGAACAGUCUUCUCCAAAAUACCAGCAGUGUAUGAAGAUACUGAGGGAGCACAAUCCAAAUACAGAAUUGAAUAGUCCUCAAGGACUGUGUGAGCCCCAGUUUGUCCAGUUCAAUGGAGGAUUCAGCCAAGAGCAGCUGAACUGGUUGAAUGAUGUUCUUACAUUCUCUGACACAAACCAAGAAAAAGUGGUGAUUGUGAGCCAUAUCCCCAUUUACCCAGAGGCCUCUGACACUGUGUGCCUGGCCUGGAACUAUAGAGAUGCCCUGGAAGUCAUUUGGUCGCACAAAUGUGUCGUGUGUUUCAUUGCUGGUCACACACAUGACGGUGGCUACUCUGAAGAUCCUUUUGGUGUGCACCACGUGGACCUAGAAGGAGUUAUUGAAACAGCUCCGGACAGCCAAGCUUUUGGCACAAUUCAUGUCUACUCUGACAAAAUGCUGUUGAAAGGGAGAGGCAGAGUUCCGGACAGAAUUAUGAAUUAUAAGAAGGAACUCCUUGUAGUCUGAUUUACCUUGUUUUCCUUUAUAGAAAGAGAAUGACUUUGCUUUGUGCUUGUCCCAACCACAGAAGAAUGAAAACAAAAAAUAAAUAUUCUGAACUUCA